This is a messenger RNA of Auxenochlorella protothecoides, 1656 nucleotides long. RefSeq names its product Squalene monooxygenase. The record is from RefSeq and is a predicted model, not a curated record. Bases 1 to 1656 code for a protein of 551 amino acids. Gene Ontology annotation, cellular component: membrane; endoplasmic reticulum. The transcript has 3 exons. Lineage: Eukaryota; Viridiplantae; Chlorophyta; Trebouxiophyceae; Chlorellales; Chlorellaceae. Gene Ontology annotation, molecular function: squalene monooxygenase activity; flavin adenine dinucleotide binding. Gene Ontology annotation, biological process: sterol biosynthetic process.
AUGGGCAAGGGUGCGCGGCAGGAGGACCCGGAGGUGGCCCAGGCGUGCUUCGACCUUCCCCCCAUCCCCUCCCAGGACGACACCUCCACCGAUCCCCAGGCGAGUCAAUCAGUGUGGGACGUGAUAGUGGUGGGCGCGGGCGUGGCCGGCGCGGCGCUGGCGCAUCAGCAGGGCUUGGACGGCCGACGCGUGCUGCUCCUCGAGCGGGAUCUGGCCCAGCCCGACCGCAUUGUGGGCGAGCUGCUGCAGCCUGGCGGCGUGCUGGCCCUGGAGCGCCUGGGCCUGGGCGGCGCCGUGGACGGCAUCGACGCGCAGCCCGUGGUUGGCUACUGCAUGUUCAAGGGCGGGCGCGAGGCGCGCAUCGCCUACCCCACCCCCGCCGAGCUGGGGGGGUCGGCGGCUGCGGCGGCGGCAUGCAGGGGCUCCGCUGGAGGCGCCAGCGCCGCGCCCGCCGGCGAUGCCCCCGUCACGGGCUUCUCCUUCCACAACGGGCGAUUCGUGCAGCGGCUGCGCGCCGCGGCAGCGGCUGCGCCCGGGGUCACGCUGCGCCGCGGCACGGUGCGCGCGCUGGUGGAUGACGCCGGCGCGGACUGGGAGGAGGGGCGCGUGGUUACGGGCGUGCGAUACCGCGCGGGCGACGGCGGCGAGCGCGUGGCGCUGGGCCACCUCACCGUGGUCUGCGACGGCAUGUACUCGGCCCUGCGGUCCAAGCUGGCGGUGCCCGACCUGCGCACGCCCUCCCACUUCAUUGGCCUCAAGCUGCACGGAUGCACGCUGCCCCACCCCCACCAUGGGCACGUCAUCCUGGCCGACCCCUCCCCCAUCCUGUUCUACCCCAUCUCCAGCCACGAGGUGCGGUGCCUGGUGGACUACCCGGGCGAGGCGCUGCCCUCCUCGACCAACGGCGACCUGGCCGCCCACCUGCGAGACGUGGUGGCGCCCCAGGUCCCCGCCCAGCUGCGCCCCGCCUUCCUGGAGGCCCUGGCCGCGGGGCGCGUGCGCGCCAUGGCCAACAAGCAGCUGACGUCGGCGCCGCUGCACGUCCCGGGGGCCCUGCUCCUGGGCGACGCCUUCAACAUGCGCCACCCGCUCACCGGCGGCGGCAUGACCGUGGCCCUGGCCGACACCGCGCUGCUCUGCGACAUGCUGCGCCCGCUGCCCGACCUGGCCCGCGCGGCGGCCACCAGCGACGCCACCGCCGCCUUCUACGUGCGGCGCAAGCCCUGGGCGGCCACCAUCAACACGCUGGCCAACGCGCUGUACCGCGUCUUCUGUGCCGGCCCCGGCGAGGCGCACGAGGCCAUGCGCAGCGCCUGCUUCGACUACCUCGCGCGCGGCGGCGAGUGCGCGCGCGGGCCCAUCGGCUUGCUGUCGGGCCUGAACCCACGCCCCUCCAUCCUUGCCGCCCAUUUCUUCUCGGUCGCCCUCUUCGGCGUGGGCAGGCUGCUUUACCCGCGCCCCACCCUGCGCGGCCUCUGGACGGGGCUGGCCAUAAUCUACGCCGCCUGCUGCAUCAUCUUCCCCAUCAUCGCCAAGGAGGGGUUCAGGGCCGUGUUUGCGCCCAGCAUGGCGCCGCAGCCGCGGCUGUCGGGGGCCAUGCGCAAGGUGGCCUCCGAGGCGAGGUUUGUGGGCAGCAGCGUGAAGCUGGCUCAGUAG